Messenger RNA from Anolis sagrei ordinatus, 2128 nucleotides. RefSeq names its product proteasome 26S subunit, non-ATPase 3 (gene PSMD3). The record is from RefSeq and is a predicted model, not a curated record. Gene Ontology annotation, molecular function: protein binding; enzyme regulator activity. NCBI's taxonomy places the organism in Eukaryota, Metazoa, Chordata, Lepidosauria, Squamata, Anolidae. Gene Ontology annotation, biological process: regulation of protein catabolic process; ubiquitin-dependent protein catabolic process. Gene Ontology annotation, cellular component: proteasome complex; proteasome regulatory particle, lid subcomplex.
ACCCGACGCUCUAUCUAUUCUCUCGGCCGUCGACUCUCUGAGCCUGCCUGCCUUUUCCCGUCGUGCCCCGCGAUUGUUGCUCUGUCACGGUGCUAGCCGGUGCGUGUGAGAGGCGCAGCCAUGAAGCAGGAAGGCGGCUCGAGGCGCCGCGCCGGGCAGGAGAAGGCCAAGCCCCCGCCCGCGGAGCCCCCCCAGCCCCCGCCGCCGCCCGCCGACGUCGAAAUGCACGAGGAGGCCUCGGCGGCGCCUUCCGAGCCCGCUUCGGCCGAGAAGUCGCAGCGCGAGCUGGACGCCGUCACGCUCGAAGACAUCAAGGAACACGUCAAGCAGCUGGAGAAAGCUGUAUCUGGGAAGGAACCACGCUAUGUCCUGCGUGCCCUGAGAGCUUUGCCAUCCACUUCCCGCCGCCUCAACCCCAAUGUGCUCCAGAAGGCCACCAAUGGCUUUUUCACAUCUAACAGUGCUGUACGGGACUUCCUUAUCAGUUUCCUGGAAGAGCCUAUGGACACAGAAGCUGACUUGCAGUUCCGGCCCCGCACAGGCAAAGCAGCUUCCACUCCUCUUCUGCCAGAGGUAGAAGCCUAUCUCCAGCUGCUCCUGGUCAUCUAUCUGAUGAAUAGCAAGCGCUAUCAAGAGGCCCAGAAGGUUUCGGAUGAUCUGAUGCAGAAGACAAGUCUUCAGAACCGUCGUGCCCUUGACCUGGUGGUGGCAAAAUGUUACUAUUACCAUGCACGCAUCUAUGAGUUCUUGAACAAGCUAGAUGUGGUUAGGAGUUUCCUUCAUGCUCGCUUAAGGACAGCAACACUUCGGCAUGAUGCAGAUGGACAGGCUACUCUCCUGAAUCUUCUGCUGAGAAACUACCUUCACUAUGACCUCUAUGACCAGGCAGAAAAGCUGGUUUCCAAGUCAGUGUUCCCUGAGCAAGCAAACAACAAUGAAUGGGCCAGGUACCUCUACUACACAGGGCGCAUCAAGGCCAUCCAGCUGGAAUAUUCCGAAGCCCGGAGGACCAUGACAAACGCCCUACGGAAAGCACCACAGCACACAGCAGUUGGCUUCAAACAGACAGUCCAUAAGCUGCUGAUUGUGGUAGAACUGCUGCUAGGUGAGAUCCCGGACAGACUGCAAUUUCGGCAGCCAUCUCUGAAAAGGUCCCUCAUGCCCUACUUCCUCUUGACACAGGCGGUUCGGACAGGAAACCUGGCCAAGUUCAACCAAGUCCUUGAUCAGUUUAGCGAUAAGUUCCAGGCAGAUGGGACUUACACCCUCAUCAUCCGUCUGAGGCACAAUGUGAUCAAGACAGGUGUUCGCAUGAUCAGCCUUUCCUAUUCAAGGAUCUCCUUGGCUGACAUAGCACAGAAGUUGCAACUGGAUAGCCCUGAGGAUGCUGAAUUCAUUGUUGCCAAGGCCAUUCGGGAUGGUGUGAUUGAAGCCAGCAUCAACCAUGAGAAGGGCUACAUCCAGUCCAAGGAGAUGACAGAUAUCUAUUCAACACGGGAACCCCAGCUGGCCUUCCACCAACGUAUCUCCUUCUGUCUUGACAUUCACAAUAUGUCUGUCAAGGCUAUGAGGUUCCCUCCGAAGUCUUAUAACAAGGACCUGGAGUCUGCAGAGGAGCGCCGGGAGCGUGAGCAGCAGGACCUAGAAUUCGCCAAGGAAAUGGCCGAGGACGAUGAUGAUGGUUUCCCUUGAUGCUCUGGGGAUUGCUGCAUUUAUUUUUGGUUUUUUUGGUUUCUUGCUCAAUACAAACUGUUGUCUACUGGUUAAAAUCCAGAACUUGCCUUUAUUUCUAUAUCCUGCAUGUUGAGGGUGGCACAAAAAAACAAACCGACCACCCUUUAGCUGGUCUGAAAGAGAGAACGCGCCCACCCUGAUUAAAGGGAUGGCGGUCCCAUUCAACUGAAGCCCACAUUGUGGGUUUCAAGUUUAAAUGUCCCCAUAAGGGGCUGAAUGCAUCCCCUCUUGUUGCCCCUUUCUGGUUUUUAAGUGAACAGAGGGAUGGGAUGGGUGGGGAGUGGCAGUUCUGGUGGUAUACCUCUUUCAGUCCACCUGGUGGAGUAAUUCCACUUGGAAACGUUUUGUCAAACUUUGUUUAGGGCUUUUAAAUAAAAGUUUGGGGGAAAUGGAA